AUGCAGUCGCUGCGCUCUCGCAAACCAUCAGAUCCCCCUCCCAAAGUUCAGCGAUCAGCUAGCAAACUCAUUCGCCCCAAUGGCAGGGAUGGACGCAGAGCUACUCGUGUUGACGAGAAGAUGAAGCGGCGCAUGUCCAUGCGUUAUGCUGAAAUCUCCUCUCCUACGAAUGUCUUGGGUCCUGCUGUUCCCAGUCUUCCUCUCGAUGCACUCCAAUCUCCGUACGAAAAUCAUAUUGACCAGGCGCAGGAAGUAGAAACACCAAGGGAGGAUCCCCGAAUAGCUGAGCUCAGAUUGCUUGACCAAGAUAACUUUGAUUCUGAUGCAUACCUGAAGCUGAAGAUGGCAAGGUCUACUGAGGCCGAGCUCAGGACGAUGCAGUCGUCGCUACGCGACCAGAAAGAUGGCGUAGCGCACGACCUGCAACAGGACGUUUUCAGGAACUACGCAGAAUUUGUGCAGAUCUCAAAAGAGGUCGGCGUGAUUGAGAAUGAGAUGCUUGAGUUUAAGGAGUGUCUGGCGGAGUGGAAGGGAAUGCCUUCAUUGCUACACGUCGAGGAAUCAGCAUCAGCUGCAGAACGCAGGAGAAACGUUCGCUCUUCGAUUGCUGACUUGCGGGUUCUGUAUGCAAAUCAGAUGCAAACUCUUCACACUCAAAUCGAGGGAUCAAGCAAAUAUGUUCCAACGCUACCGGGCCGGCAUGUCGUCGCAGAAAUGGACAACAUUGUCGCACUGAAUGCGGCAACCUAUAAAGUUGAUCAUGCCGUCCGAUUCGUUAUCCUUGACGACGCGGUGUUGGUGGCCCGGAUACGUCGCAGGAGAAAUAAUGCGGAGAACGACAAGUUAGUUGCUGAGCGAUGUUGGCCAUUAAACGAAAUGUUGGUUCUGGACACGAAGGAUACAGCUACAAUGUCCAAUGUAUUCAAGAUACGACACGGCAAGGAGACGCAUGUGUAUCGUACGGAAGCAGUGGGAGACAAGAAACAUAUCCUAUCACAGUUUCGUCAAGUUGCUGAAGAGCUCUCUGCCAAAAGACGGAAGGAGCGCGAAGGAGAACACCUCCGGCGCAAGAGUGUAUGGGAAAAUGAUCGUAGCUCGACGGUGGAACCUGUUCCACCUGUUCCGGUCUGGAUGGCAGAUAUAGUCGGUCAGACUGAAAUGGGCCCCAGUGCAAAGGAGAAGGCUGAGCGUGAUGCUCGAUGGAUUGGAGAUUUCUGUGACGAGUUAACUGUGUCGAUAGCUCUGCGCGAAUGGGACAAGGCUGUAGGACUCGUUGAGAAAGGUGAAGCUGAGGCCUCCAACAUCCCUUCACUCUCCUCAAGGUUGACCCCGCUCAGAACGUCUUUAACUGCACUACUGUUGCAGUCCCUCACAAGCCCUUCAAAUCGCAAAUCGACCGUCACACAUCUUAUUGCACUUCUUGUCCGUCUGAAAGCGGCUGCCGCCGCACGGAGCACAUUCCUCGCUUCACGUGAGGAACUCAUGCGCAGACGUGUACGGACGGUCAGGUUUGAGGGACAUGUCGGCAUGUAUGUCGGGGAUCUGGCGAUCGUGUGCUUCACAGGCAUCAAACAUACCGCAGACUGGUACUUGGCGAGCUUCAAAGAGAAUGAAGUCGCGAGUUUCUUCGUAGAAUGGGCGAAGAAACAGGUAGAGUUCUACGCGGAGAUGUUCAGAAAACAGGUCUACAGUUCAGACGUGGAUCAACAGACGAUUGAAGAAGCUGUCAAGAUUACAAAUUUCCAAAGUAAAAAGUCGUUAGAGGAGUACGGGAUCGACUUUCGCUUUCUCAUCGACAAACUUCUCCUGGAGGCGCCCAAGAGUCCCGUUAAUGCUCGUCCUCCUCCUUUCCGCCAGCACAAGGAGAAGGAACCAGAACUUUUACGCACGCCUGCAUCCACACCAACGCGCUUACGAUCUCCAGCCGUCCCUACGCAGCUACAUCCAUCGCCCGUUCCGCCGGUCCCUCCCCUGCCAUCGAUUACAACUGCUCCCAAUGGGAAUACUACGAGCACCGCCCCUCUAUCGCCCACCCCUCGCUCCCCUGCACAACGUACCGUGUCCCCCGCACCUCGAAUGCCCAUACCAAAAGCUACGCCAUCUGCGUUCAAUAACAUUUUGGAUCGCGGACAGAAACCGCGACCAGGAAGCCCUGCGCCCCCACCUCGGUCAAGGGACCGACCUGGUAGUGCCGCAGGACACCGACCACCACCUGUGGCUGUCCCGAAGCGCGACGGGAUGUUUUGA
Messenger RNA from Fibroporia radiculosa, 2247 nucleotides. RefSeq lists its product as uncharacterized. The record is from RefSeq and is a predicted model, not a curated record. Gene Ontology annotation, biological process: intracellular protein localization; exocytosis; Golgi to plasma membrane transport. The coding region runs from base 1 to 2247 and encodes 748 amino acids. The transcript has 9 exons. Gene Ontology annotation, cellular component: exocyst. NCBI's taxonomy places the organism in Eukaryota, Fungi, Basidiomycota, Agaricomycetes, Polyporales, Fibroporiaceae.